Necator americanus (New World hookworm) is the source of this 459-nucleotide messenger RNA. RefSeq lists its product as uncharacterized. Lineage: Eukaryota; Metazoa; Nematoda; Chromadorea; Rhabditida; Ancylostomatidae. The record is from RefSeq and is a predicted model, not a curated record. The transcript has a single exon. The coding region runs from base 1 to 459 and encodes 152 amino acids.
AUGAAAAAAGAUCAUGGUCAGUGGACAUGGGAAUCCCCCAAUGGCGCGACUCUUGCGGAGAUCGACCACAUACUCACCAACCGGAGGUCGUGUCUACUUGACGUCUCAGUAGUACCAUCUUUUUGUAGUGGUUCUGAUCAGCGUCUCCUUCGUGCGAAAAUACGACUUAACCACACGAUGGAAAAGAGCAUCUGCUAUCGGCAACGAAGGAGAAAAGAAGUCGUCUACGACGAUUGCGUACUCGAGGACUCCUCAUCCGAAGGUGACUGGCACAUCGAGGAGGACCCAAACGUGGACUACGAGAUGCUGCUCAGAGGAUUACGAGCCUGUGCUGAACGUGCCUCGAAGCCGCGCACGACAAACUUGGAUCGAAUUUCGAAGACCAAGGAAUUGUUGGAAAGAAGAAGGGCUUUGAGGCUUUAUCCGAAUGCAUCUCACCUUGAGCGGUUAUCAGACUAG